AUGAACCAGUUGGAAAAUCAAAAUUUUACAAAUCCUCGCGUAUUCAUCAUCAGCAAUUUUGGUGUGACCGAGUUUGACUUCGGGAAAUUGUCAGAAUGUCUAAUUCGGGAUGCUCCUGACCUCAAAAGGGAAGCAUUAACUCUAUCAUUAAGCGUUCUAACUGAAGAAAUUAUCAGAGCCAAAGAAAAGUAUCUAAAAAAAAGAAUAUACAUUGUUUCGAUUGCCUCGGCUGCAGCUGCUGCCGUUCCAAUACCAGGGGUGGGCUUUACUGUGGAUAUAUCAACUCUCCUUGAAGAAGCACUGUUUUACCGAAAGCAACUGCGACUCGAUGAUGCGUCAGUUGAAGAAAAUGCCGCGGCUUUGAAUAUUUCAGUCACUGAGUUGAAGAAAAGAUUUAAUCUACAAAGUCAGCUUAUUUCAUACACGGCAAGAGGUCUGCUUGCAUUCUUUGGUUCCCUAGGACUAGCGAAACUUUCUGAAAACGUGUUAAAAGUUGCACUUCCGCUCAUCGGUUGCUUCAUUGCAGCUGGGGUGUCUUAUGGAGUUCAAGUAUACUGUUUAAAACAACUGUUGAAUACAAUGGUAACUGAUGCAUUGACAAUCAAUGCAGAGAUGAAUGUCAUCCUUGCCAGCAAUACCAUUUAA
This is a messenger RNA of Mercenaria mercenaria, 645 nucleotides long. Its product is annotated as T-cell-specific guanine nucleotide triphosphate-binding protein 2-like. Gene Ontology annotation, cellular component: membrane. The coding region runs from base 1 to 645 and encodes 214 amino acids. The record is from RefSeq and is a predicted model, not a curated record. The transcript has a single exon. NCBI's taxonomy places the organism in Eukaryota, Metazoa, Mollusca, Bivalvia, Venerida, Veneridae. Gene Ontology annotation, molecular function: GTP binding.